Molecule: messenger RNA, 1440 nt
Organism: Urocitellus parryii (Arctic ground squirrel)
Lineage: Eukaryota; Metazoa; Chordata; Mammalia; Rodentia; Sciuridae
Source: RefSeq, a predicted model, not a curated record
AUGAGCUUUGGUUCAGAGCAUUACCUGUGCUCCGCCUCCUCCUACCGCAAGGUGUUCGGGGACAGCUCUCGCCUGUCUGGGCGUCUCUCUGGGACUGGCGGCGCGGGCAGCUUCCGCUCGCAAUCACUGUCCCGCUGCAAUGUGGCCUCCUCGGCCGCCUGCUCCUCGGCCUCGUCGCUUGGCUUGGGCCUGGCCUACGGCCAGCUGCCGGCGUCCGACGGGCUGGACUUAAGCCAGGCGGCAGCGUGCACCAACAAGUACAAGAUCAUCCCCACCAAUGAGAAGGAGCAGCUGCAGGGCCUCAACGACCGCUUCGCGGUGUUCAUCGAGAAGGUGCACCAGCUGGAGACACAGAACCGCGCACUGGAGGCCGAGUUGGCUGCGCUGCGGCAASGCCACGCYGAGCCGUYGCGCGUGGGAGAGCUCUUCCAGCGCGAGCUGCGCGACCUGCGCGCGCAGCUGGAGGAGGCAAGCUCGAAGCGCUCGCAGGCCCUGCUGGAGCGCGACGGCCUGGCCGAAGAGGUGCAGCGGUUGCGGGCRCGCUGCGAAGAGGAGAGCYGCGGGCGCGAAGGCKCCGAACGCGCCCUGAAGGCACAGCARCGCKACGUGGACGGCGCCACUCUGGCCCGCCUGGACUUGGAAAAGAAGGUGGAGUCGCUGCUGGACGAGCUGGCCUUCGUGCGCCAGGUGCACGAUGAAGAGGUAGCUGAACUGCUAGCCACGCUGCAGGCAUCKUCGCAGGCCGCGGCUGAGGUGGACGUGGCUGUGGCCAAACCAGACCUGAGUUCAGCGCUGAGGGAGAUUCGCGCCCAAUAUGAAUCCCUGGCCGCUAAGAACCUGCAGUCAGCCGAGGAGUGGUACAAGUCCAAGUUCGCCAACCUGAACGAGCAGGCGGCGCGCAGCACCGAAGCCAUUCGAGCCAGUCGCGAGGAGAUCCACGAGUAUCGGCGCCAGCUACAGGCACGCACCAUCGAGAUCGAGGGCCUGCGCGGGGCCAAUGAAUCCUUKGAGAGGCAGAUCCUGGAGUUGGAGGAGCGGCACAGUGCGGAGGUGGCCGGCUACCAGGAUAGCAUUGGACAGCUGGAGAAUGAUCUGAGGAAUACCAAGAGUGAGAUGGCACGCCACCUUCGGGAAUACCAGGACUUGCUCAAUGUCAAAAUGGCCCUUGACAUUGAGAUAGCAGCUUACAGAGUUGGAGCUGAAUUAAUGGCCUAUUUGAUCACAUUUUUUCAGGUCUUAAGAAAAGAAGAUAGCAUUGGACAGCUGGAGAAUGAUCUGAGGAAUACCAAGAGUGAGAUGGCACGCCACCUUCGGGAAUACCAGGACUUGCUCAAUGUCAAAAUGGCCCUUGACAUUGAGAUAGCAGCUUACAGGUACUUCAGAGGGCAUGCUUACCCAAGCAAAGCACAUACUUACCUGGGGGCAAUGCUACUCAAAUAA